Molecule: messenger RNA, 1736 nt
Organism: Amaranthus tricolor (Joseph's coat)
Lineage: Eukaryota; Viridiplantae; Streptophyta; Magnoliopsida; Caryophyllales; Amaranthaceae
Product: probable ethanolamine kinase
Exons: 11
Coding region: 222-1340 (372 amino acids)
Biological process (GO): phosphatidylcholine biosynthetic process; phosphatidylethanolamine biosynthetic process
Cellular component (GO): cytoplasm
Molecular function (GO): choline kinase activity; ethanolamine kinase activity
Source: RefSeq, a predicted model, not a curated record
UAUCAAUUCUAAGGACACGUUUGGCAUUUUAAGUGAAACGCAGGCUCACAAAUCACAAAUCACAAAUCACAAACCACGAACCGUCUUUUUCUCCCUUAUAAUUCCCCACCCAAAAUAAAUUUUUUUCAUUUAAAAUAAUCAUUUCACUGUUACAAAACACGACUAUCUUAGCCAUUGAUAUAUUCCUCUCAAAGCUUGUUGAACUCUAGGAAAUACCAAACAUGGGAGCAGCAAGCAUUACAGACGCCAUUGAAUCGCAGAUCAAUGGAACUUCAGAUAUCCUUUUUUCUUCUCUUUCAGUGGAUACUUCUCUCUCUAAUCCGGCCAUGAAACAUCGUAUCAUAGAGUUAUGUAAGGAUAUAUUUGAGAAUUGGUCAAAUUUGGAUGAUUCUUGUUUUUCAGUAAAGACUAUUUCCGGAGGCAUCACUAAUAUGUUGUUGAAGGUUUCGGUUAAAGAGGAAAAUGGCAGUGAUGUGGCAAUUACUGUUAGAUUGUACGGACCGAACACCGAGUAUGUUAUUGAUCGGAAGAGAGAGCUGUUGGCUAUCAAAUACCUCUCAGCUGCAGGAUUUGGCGCUAAAUUGCUUGCACUUUUUGGGAAUGGCAUGGUUCAAUCUUUCAUCAAUGCGCGGACCCUUACCCCGUCUGACAUGAGGGAACCAAAGUUAGCUGCUACAAUUGCUAAAGAGCUUAGGAGAUUUCACGAGGUGGAUAUACCUGAUUUAAAAGAACCUCAAUUAUGGACCGACCUAAAGAAGUUUUUUGAGAAAGCAUCAAAUCUGAACUUUGAGGACAAAGACAAGCAGGAAAAAUACCAAAUCAUUUCAUUUGAAGAAAUACAAAGUGAAGUUAGUGAACUUAAGGCACUGACAAUCCAUCUUGAUGCUCCCGUGGUUUUUUCUCACAAUGACUUGCUUUCUGGGAACUUAAUGUUGAAUGAAGAGGAAGGGAAGCUUUACAUAAUAGAUUUUGAGUAUGGUUCAUAUAAUUACAGAGGUUUUGAUAUUGGUAAUCAUUUCAAUGAAUAUGCUGGCUAUGAUUGCGAUUACAGCUUGUACCCUAGCAAGGAUGAACAGUACCACUUUUUCAGGCACUACCUACGUCCGGAUGCACCGGAAGAGGUAUCCGAAUCUGAUCUAGAAGCUCUCUAUAUUGAGACAAAUACGUUCAUGUUAGCUUCUCAUCUGUAUUGGGCUUUAUGGGCUCUAAUUCAGGCAAAGAUGUCUCCAAUUGAUUUCGAUUAUCUGAGCUAUUUCUUCUUGCGGUACGAUGAGUACAAAAGGCUUAAAGAUGAUGCGGUCUCUUUAGCACAUGCAUACUUUAGCAAAUCUCAGGCCUAGAAUCUUUUCGAAUGUUGUAUUUCUUAUAUUCAGAGCUUUUAUGGUAGGCUUUAUUAACACUUGGGCGAGAAGUAUCUGCUUGUGCAUUACUCUAUAUUAAUGUAGAGCAGCAGCAGCAGCAGCAGCAACAUCAUGACGCCUUGAGUCCCCAGCUCUAUUCUUUUUGCUAUUUUUUUUUUUACCAUGAUUGUACAUUUCAUCACAUUAAAAAUGUUCUGUCGUCUACAGACAUAGAAGAAGUUUGUGGGUUGUACGCUUUGGUUUUGUAUGUUGUAAGAGCAAUGAUGUUUGGAAGAUGAACAAUACUUGUAUGUUGCAGAAGUAUCUGCUUGUGCAUCACUCUAUUAAUACUUGAUAAUAAAUGAAUAAUGCGAGUGUUCUCAAUUUCGUUAUUAA